UAGUUCGCUUGGUUUCUAAAUAGCGCUACCAUCAUCCAAACACUUUUAUAAUAAAAAUAUAGAUCAAAUUGUGUACCAAGAGGAAUGCAAAUAAAAGACACAGACAAACUGAAAGAAUGGCUGCUGAAGAAGUUGGAGCCACUGUGUGAUGCAGACCCUGCUGCCUUGGCCAAGUACGUUGUAGCGUUGCUACGAAAAGAGAAACCAAAAGCAGCUUUGAAAGAACUCUGUAUUGACCAGCUAGAAGUUUUUCUAGCCAAAGAGACAGCAGGAUUUGUGGAGCAGCUUUUUGCUGGCCUGGACAACGAGUUGUACCUCAAGGGGACAGACUCUGUUCCACCCACCAACACCGGCAGCAAGACCCCACCUCCACCACCGGCACCAGACACUGUUAGUGUGGAGAGGAUGCAGUCAGAAGACCAUAGCAGGAGGAAUGAGGUGGAUGAUGAGGACAGGGAUUUUCGUCGGUCAAAGCGAUUGGGUGAUGGUGGAGCUCCAAAGAGAGUGGUUUCCACUGUAACAAGUAGCACUGGACUUGGAAGAAAAAGGAGAAUAGAUGCUCCUCAGGAGAUCAGUCAAAGUUCUGUGAGGCGCCGUAUUGAGCACAGUGGUGGCUCUGCUGUCAGUUCUUCCUCAGGUACUGCAAAAAGGCCAGUCAGAGAAAGGCUGGGAGUGAGGCAGGACGAUCUGAGGAGUGGUGACAGGCGAGGGAAUAGGUACCAGCAUCGUGGCCGCAGCAGCUCUUCUUCAAACUCUGACAGUCAGUCGAGCUCGGACAGUGACCGGAGGAGCAGGGGGAGGAAGAGAGUACAUUACUCUAAGAACCGCUCCUCCUCCACUGAAGACAUGAGGAAGCAGCGUUGCAAGGACUAUGAUGAAAAGGGAGUGUGUAUCCUUGGUGAAAGCUGUCCCUAUGAUCAUGGUGUUGACCAUCUCGUUAUUGGAGGGAAUGAAAUGCCCCAGUUUCCUGGUCCACCUGGGAUACUACCCCCCCACGGCAUGCCCCUACCUCCCAAUGCUACAAAAUCAGACAUGAUAAUUUCUCCUCUGCUGUCUGGACGACCACAUGGAUCAGUGCCGGUGACUGAUGGGUACAACCCUGAAGAUCCAGCUCUCAGUAGUGCCUCAAAGUCUGACUUCCUUCCUGUUCCGCUGAUGUUGCCUAUGGGUCCUCGGUUUGGCACAUUACCCCCUCCAAUUCAUGGUGUGACAAUUCCUCCACUGUCUCUGUCAUCUGUACAUCCUCGAGUGAUGCGCUUUGACCACUCAAAUAGUGCCCCACCCACUUUUACCCACCCUCGUCCAUUCAUGGGCCGACAUAAACCAUCUGAUACUCUCAUUGUAAAGAAGGUUCCUCGAGAUCUGAACACCAUCACUAAGAUCAGUGGUCACUUUGAAAAGUUUGGAUCUAUAGUCAAUAUCAAGGUUCGUCAUGAAGGUGACCCUGAAGCUGCACUAGUGCAAUUCUCCUCACCAGGCGAGGCAACUAAAGCUCACAAUAGUGCUGAAGCUGUGCUCAGCAAUCGAUUUAUCAAGGUCUUCUAUCUGAAGCAGAAUGAUCUGCCCAGACAAGAAGUCUUCUUGGAAACCCCAGUAUCGUUGGCCGUAUCUGUAUGUGGCCCCCCUACCAGUGUGUCUUCCACUGUGGUCUCAUCUAGUGAUCAGAGUACCAAGGUUACAGCAGAACCCACACCUGAUAGCAGUAGUGUGGCCAUCAAACGGAGACAAGGAAGUGAUAACCAGCCUGCAAAAAUGAUCUUGCCCCAAACUGCUAUCCUCCCGUCAGCUCUUCCUCAGGUUAGCAGAAAGCAACAAAAGAAAAACACUGAGGCAGUCAAGAAGAGCCUUGAACUGCAGAAAAAAACUCAUGAACUUCUUCAAAAACAGAUUGAGCAACAAAAGUUGCUGAUCUCUAAACUUGAAAAGAGUGGCAAGCUGCUGCCUCCUGAAGAAAAAACCAAAAUACAAUUGACACUGAAGUCUCUGUCUACUAACAUCACUAAGCUGAAAGAAGCGGCUACUACCAUCAAGAAGAGAGCUGAUACAGCCAAGGAAGACCAGACAAAAAAACAACCUUCGAUUGACGCAGCUGACCUGAGAAAGAAAGCUGAUGCUCUCAGAAAAGAGGCUCAUGAACUUGGAUUGUUGAAGAACUUUUCGCAACCCCUGACUGACAGUAGGAAGGGACCUCUAAGACCAAAGCAAGCAGCAAAACCCCGAAAGCUUCUAGUGAUUGGUACACAAGAAAGAGACAAACUUACAGUCUAUUUUGAAUCAUUUGGUAAUUUGGAACAAGUAGAAGUCGAUCCUGCAAAUAAUAACAACUUAAUCUUCACAUUCAGAAAUGCUUAUUCAGCUAACAAGGCUGUAAAAAGUGGUUCUGUGUUCAACGGUAAGCCUCUCAUAAUGAAGUGGUACGCUCCAAAGCCGGUACAUACUGAAUCCUCUCCUACUCUCCCUCGGAUGGUUGCUACUGACAAGCCAAACAAUAACGAGCAGAUUAUGCCUAUUGCUGGUGCCAUUCUGUUGAAGCCUGAUCCAGCUGCCCUCCACCUGGCAGAGGACAGUGACGAUGACAAGGAAGAAAGUCGCUCUUGGAAACGAUGAGUGUCCCUUCAUGAUUGAAUCAAGACUGUUUUCUUAGCGUUAUUUACUGCUCUGUGUUAUUUGUAAUGUAGUUAGCUCUGUUGGUGCUUGUACCCUAUACCUGCAUUUACUCACUCUUCACAAGAAAAAUCCAUAAUGUUAGGCUGUACAUCUACAUGUAAAUGUGCAGUUGUUAAAA
Halichondria panicea is the source of this 2785-nucleotide messenger RNA. Its product is annotated as RNA-binding protein 26-like. Gene Ontology annotation, cellular component: nucleus. The transcript is spliced from 19 exons. Lineage: Eukaryota; Metazoa; Porifera; Demospongiae; Suberitida; Halichondriidae. The coding region runs from base 85 to 2607 and encodes 840 amino acids. The record is from RefSeq and is a predicted model, not a curated record. Gene Ontology annotation, biological process: mRNA processing. Gene Ontology annotation, molecular function: metal ion binding; RNA binding.